Molecule: messenger RNA, 2464 nt
Organism: Frankliniella occidentalis (western flower thrips)
Lineage: Eukaryota; Metazoa; Arthropoda; Insecta; Thysanoptera; Thripidae
Gene: Lcch3
Product: gamma-aminobutyric acid receptor subunit beta-like
Biological process (GO): nervous system process; monoatomic ion transmembrane transport; signal transduction
Cellular component (GO): neuron projection; synapse; GABA-A receptor complex
Molecular function (GO): neurotransmitter receptor activity; GABA-A receptor activity; extracellular ligand-gated monoatomic ion channel activity
Source: RefSeq, a predicted model, not a curated record
AGUUGUGCCCCAAACGGGCGAAGGGAAGGGCGACGCGACGGCGAUGGCGGGUGACGGGCGGGCCGAACGUUAGGCGGGCCCUGCGUGCGCCAGGUCGUGCUGCCGGCCCCGGCCGCGUCUCUCCUCUCGCUCGGCUCGGGUCGGACGGGACGGCGCCGCUCGUCAGGUGGAGGAGGAAGUGAGACCGAUAGGCGUCCCCUCCGGCUAAUUUAAGACUCGGGAGGGAGGACCAGAGGACUCUGGUGGCUCGCCAGGAUGUCGCCAGUGCCUCGGGGCCCGCUACACCGCGCACACCGCUGCACGCGCACGCGCUAGCACCGCGACAGCAUGGCACGGGCCGAGCUCGGCCUCGCAGCAGCAUGAUGAUGAUGCCCCCAGCAGCGUGAGGGGCUGCUGCAACGCGUGGUGGAGCCACGACCUCGACGAUGCUGGCCGUGCUCAUCGUGAUCCUGGCCGUGCUGCGGGCGGCGGCUCCCAGCGUCUCGCUGAAGGGCUUCCUGCACGACGUCACGGAGCGCAACAAGCUGGUGCGGCUGAACGGUGACGGCUCCAUCACGUACGGGAUGCGCUUCACCACCACGCUGGCCUGCAUGAUGGACCUGCACUACUACCCGCUGGACAACCAAAACUGCACCGUGGAGAUCGAGAGCUAUGGCUACACCGUGAUGGACGUGGUGAUGUACUGGAAGGACCCCAAGGACGGCAAGCAGCAGGACGGCCCGGACCUGGACGACGGCCCGGUGCGCGGCGUGCACAAGGCGGAGCUGCCGCAGUUCACCAUCAUCGGCUACGAGACCAACGACCGCAAGGAGCGGCUGGCCACCGGCAUCUACCAGCGGCUGUCGCUCUCCUUCAGGCUGCAGCGCAACAUCGGCUACUUUGUCUUCCAGACCUACCUGCCCUCCAUACUCAUCGUCAUGCUGUCCUGGGUGUCGUUCUGGAUCAACCACGAGGCCACCUCGGCGCGGGUCGCCCUGGGCAUCACCACCGUGCUCACCAUGACCACCAUCUCGACGGGCGUGCGCUCCUCUCUGCCGCGCAUCUCGUACGUCAAGGCCAUCGACAUCUACCUCGUCAUGUGCUUCGUGUUCGUGUUCGCCGCCCUCCUGGAGUACGCCGCCGUCAACUACACCUACUGGGGCGCGCGCGCCAAGAAGAAGAGCCACAAGGACAAGCAGGACGAGAAGGCCGCCGCCGCCACUGUGUCGAGCAAGGACUGCUUCUCGUUGACGUCCAACACGCGGGACUCCUUGGAGGCCGCCGAGCCCCCGCCGUCGCCGCUGCCCUACCUCCGCAACCAGGGCGGCGGCGGCGCAGGCGCCGGCGGACUCAUGCCCGUCACGUCGCCGGACCCGUCGCUGUCGCCGGCCGCCUUCCCGCCGUCCUUCCGGAUCGCCCGCGCGUCGUACGCCGUCCCCGGCGGACACGGCGGCCUCCGGCUCCGCGGCCCCCGCGGCGGCCCGUCGCACCCGCACCGCCCCCGCGUCCUGCACGCGCUCAAGAAGGGCGCCUCGGCCCUCAAGCAGAGCCUGCCGCGCAUCCGGGACGUGAACAUUAUCGACAAGUACUCGCGCAUCGUGUUCCCCAUGUCCUUCGUCCUGUUCAACGCCAUCUACUGGAUCUUCUACGUCGUCGUGGCGGGCUGAACUCGGUCGACUUUGAAGCGGGUGGAACGUGCGUGUGUGUGUGUGUGAACUGAACCGGACUUGUGUCAAAUGUGUUAGGCCGAAAACGUGCAAACCGAUCACUGCCUUAGUCGCACGCGUUACGAGUGAACCCUCGGGUUUAGUUGUCGAAUCCGUUCGUUAUAUGAUGUACUUAAGAAGUGUGCGUGGUUGCUAUUUAUUUGGAUCAAUUUUUUUUGUCGUUUGUUACUUUAUGAAUUUUACUUGGAUAUUUUGUUGGGCUGUAGCAGCUGUUCGUAUAAAGAACACAGGAAAAAUAAAAUAAAAACGUUGUAAGAAGUGUGUCGGUUAGAUAACUUCAGGAAUAUUGCCGGUAUUGUAACUAUUUUAAUGUGUCGUUAUAAACUUUAGCUUAUGAAUGCAAGUUUUUUUAAUUUUAGACCGAACUCGUAUUUGUCUAUAACUCUGAUCUCAACAAUCAUGCAGUCGUUUGGGAGGAAUGUCCCACGACUUCCUAACUUGCGGCAGUGUUUAACAGUAUUAUAUUAUAACAUGUUGUGUCUUGUGUUUUUGUCGCUUUAUUUGCACACGUGUAUUGAGAUUAUCUGGUUUCAGAAAAUAACCGUUAGGGAUAUCUUAGUAUCAUAUUUUACCCUCCGCUUUUGUAACCCCCUUUGCCCUGGCCGCAAAGCUUGUCGUGGAGCUUGAAGCAUAGCGCUGACUUCAUAAUUUUGUUGUUUUUAUCUCUGCCAUCGCGGAGCGUGUUUAAGAGGUUUUUAUGUUGUAUCCCGCUAUGGACGAUUUUGUUUCCUCCAUGUAAUAAAAGAACAAUUUCCUAC